Messenger RNA from Phytophthora infestans T30-4, 966 nucleotides. Its product is annotated as alcohol dehydrogenase, putative. Gene Ontology annotation, molecular function: oxidoreductase activity. Bases 1 to 966 code for a protein of 321 amino acids. The transcript is spliced from 4 exons. NCBI's taxonomy places the organism in Eukaryota, Oomycota, Peronosporomycetes, Peronosporales, Peronosporaceae. The record is from RefSeq and is a predicted model, not a curated record.
AUGGCGUUCCAGAAGCAGUUCCAGUCAAUAGUGAAUGGUUCAGUAACCGCUCCAACGGUCACGCCUAACCGUGCUGAGCCGGUUCAGCUUUACAACUCAAUGUUACAUACGGAUUUUACGAUAGGAUAUGCUGAAAGGCCGAUAAAAACCCUCAUUGUAGUAUGGAUGAAUAUCAUCAAGGCUACCGACAUUGUGCCGACGUAUAAUACCUCGCACCUGUCUGGUAAGGUGGUGGAAGUCGGCAGUGACGUGAAGGGCUACAAGGUGGGCGACGAGGUGUUUGCCAUGCCGUGGUUCGACGCCACCGGCACAUUCGCCGAGUAUAUCAACGUGGACACGAAGCGUGUGGCACACAAGCCGAGCAACAUGACGUUCAACGAGGCCGCGGGUGUGCCUCUUGCCGGUCAGACGAGCUGGCAAGGACUGGCGACGUACGGCAAACCCCAAAAGGGUCAGCGUGUGCUCAUCUUGGGCGGCAGCAGCGGCUCGGGUCUGUUCGCCAUCCAGAUAGCCAAGGCACUUGGUGCUGAGGUCGUUGCUACAUGCAGUCAUCGCAACGUGAAGCUGGUCAAGUCACUGGGUGCUGACCAGGUCAUCGACUACACGAAUGCCAAGUGGAGUGAGGUACGAGCCGAGCACUCGGUGGACCUCAUCUACGACUGCGGCGUGGAGUCUCAGUCGUGGAAUGACGCGGCACAGAAGGUGCUCAAAGAGCAGACCGGUAUCUUUGUGACCAUCGGCAUGAUCGACAAGCCGAUCGAGUCUCCCAUUGGCGCCACGCAGAAUCAGAUCUUCAACGCGCCAUGCACGGAGUAUCUACUGGAGCUGAAGAAGUUGAUUGAAGCCGGCCAGGUGAAGACCAUCAUCGACUCGGUGCACCCGUUGGAGAACCUGGUGGAGGCCAUGAAGAUCUGUAUGUCGUACCGUGCGAAAGGAAAGAUCAUCACUGAGGUGGCGAAGGAGUAG